This is a messenger RNA of Dibothriocephalus latus, 417 nucleotides long. The record is from the annotation of a GenBank genome assembly. Lineage: Eukaryota; Metazoa; Platyhelminthes; Cestoda; Diphyllobothriidea; Diphyllobothriidae.
AUGCUCACAUCUACACCUAGUCUAGCUGUCAUGUCAACUCCGCAAGCGCAGCUAUUUGAAGACGAAUUGCCGUUGAUCCGCAGCUGCCCUGCCCUCAACGAGAUUCGCAGUGCAGAGCAACUUGAAGACCUCACCAUCGAGGUAAGGAGCAUCUUCGUAAUUGGCGGCCACACACCACAGCAGGCUGGUUCAACUGCCGUAGACGAGUUCAUAGUGAGAGAAAGGUGCUGGUGCCAACGACCGUCUUUGGCCAAUCGACGCCUAGUUGCCGCAUCCGCAGUUGUCAAGGUGAAUGAUGAGCACAGGGAAGGUGAACAGAAGGCCCUGAUUGGCGUUUUCGGUGGAUCUUAUAAAGCGGGCGCCAGCUGGAGCUAUCUUGCCGCCUGUGAGGUGUUUGACGUCAAACAAAAUAAGUGA